CUGCCCGGACACCGUUACACCCGUUACACCAGCUCGUCCUCCCUCAGAAGCAAUGACAGCCUCAAUAUGAAACAACCGGCUUUCGGACAUUAAUAAUUUCCUCGAAAACAGACUUCCGGAUGGUUGCCAAUCAGAUUUUUUAUUAUUGGAUUAACGAGCAUCAGCGGCCAGCCGCAGCUUUAUCCUGAGAGGCCGGAGAUUUGUGUCUGAGGGCAGGGAGGAGUCCUCCUUGUUAUUUCACCGCUAGCUGAAGCCAGGCCAGCAUGUCGGCGUUUUAACAACAUAUCUCAAACAUAAAGCUGUGGAGAGGAACCAAUGCACUCUUAGAGGAUGGAUGUGGAGGUGAGUGCUGGCAGGGACAGCACCUGGAGGAGAGCGGCAGCAGAUGAUGCAGGUGGAGGGGGCAUGGAGGCGCAGGUCGUACCGCUGGAGCUCUACGAUUCUGCAAGAGCCAAAAUAGACGCAAAUCUCCGCUGGUUGUUUGCCAAAGCUUAUGGUAUAGAUCACAUCCCUGCAGACCUGCGGGACCCCUUCUAUACUGACCAGUAUGAGCAGGAACAUAUCAAGCCCCCCAUCAUCCGCCUGCUGCUGUCUGGAGAGCUUUACUGCCGGGUGUGUGGGCUCAUUCUGCACGCUGAGCAGGCCGCUUCACUCCAAAGCCACCAGUCUGUCAUCCAGGCCCUGUCCAGGAAAGGCAUCUACGUCCUGGAGACGGACAACACACCUGUCUCGGAUCUGGACCUUAACUCCACUCCCAUCAAGAUGAAUUCCCACGUCCACCUGAUUGAUGCCCUGAUGAUGGCCUAUAUACUGGAGAUGAUCAGUGUAGAGAAGGUGGUGUCCAGUGUCAAGCGCUUUUCAAACAUCAGUGCCUCCAAGGAGCUGCCUUUUGACCUGGAAGACGCCAUGGUCUUUUGGAUCAACAAGGUGAACAUAAAGAUGAGGGAAAUCAUGGAAAAAGAGCUAAAAAUGAAGCAACACUUUCUGGAGUCGCCCAGUCACCAGAAGUCUCCCUCCAAAUGGUACUGGAAGCUUGUACCUGUGCGUUACCGAAGAGAUCACCUGUCAGGUCGGACAGCUCAACACUUUCCUCUGCUGGACGACCUGUUGAAGGAUGUGUGUGACGGCACGGCUCUGCUGGCUGUGGUGCACUUCUACUGCCCAGAACUCAUCAGACUGGAAGAUAUCUGUCUGAAGGAGGUCCCCUCCAUAGCAGACAGUGUUUACAACAUCCAGCUACUACAAGAGUUUUCUAAUGAAUACCUAAACAAAUGCUUCUAUCUAAAGCCAGAGGACAUACUGUAUUCUCCACCAGUACUAAAGAAUAACGUGAUGGUCUUCAUCGCUGAACUCUUCUGGUGGUUUGAAACUGUGAAACCAGACUUUGUACAGCCCAGGGACCUUCAUGAAAUCAGAGAUGUGAGAUUGCUGCUUCAGCCUAAGAGUUCACGCUCCCAUAUAUCCAUCUCCAACGUCACCAAGCGUAGUUUCCUGACAUCAUCAAACUCUGCUGACAUAUUGACCACGCCUCCGAGCCCGGACGUCAGCGCUAAACCAAGCUCAUUAAGCCCAUCUCACUCGUUAUUGCCCCUGAGACAGAGACAACAAAAAGUGGCGGAGGAGAGCACUUCAGAGCUGAGAAACAGGUCCAACUCUCUUACACGUGAUGUCCAGCAUCAGGGCUCAAUUCUGGCGUGGCCAGAGAGGAGGGCAAGGCCUUUGUCCCAGCCGGUGCCCCCUUACGCCCUGCAUUGUCCCCUGGAGGACGACGCAGACAGUAUCAGCCUUGCUCGCUCCAUCAGCAAAGACAGCCUGGCCUCUAAUAUAAUGAGCAUUACCCCCAAACACAUGCUAGGAUCAGGUCCUCAGCUGCCUCAGCUGGCUCAGCACAGACUCAGUGGUCAAAGCCUGUUAAGUCAUAUGCGCAUCGAGGACGAGGAGGAGGAAAUAGAAGAGGAGGAACUAGUUGCUGUAAUCCACCCUUCUGCAUUCUCUCGACGUCGACUUGGGAGUGACAUGGAGCAGGAUGAGCUGGAAAUCCCGAGUGCAACCUCCACCUCAAGGGGGUCUCAUACUCGUCGCUCUCCCCGCCCUGACAUUGGUCCCUUUACACACGACCGCCCUGCAGACAGCUACUAUCUGGAGCCUUUGAUGCCCGCCGUCCCUAAGCCAGCCAAAGAGAAGAGCAUCAGCAUGAACAAGGAGGAGGAGAGUGGCGAGAGUCGUUGUAGAGCAGCUGCAAGGAAAGCCACUAAUGUUCCAAACACCUCCCAGAGGAAAGCCCCUGAGUCAAACAGAAGCUCCUUUAUGCCCAUACCUGUGGCAGACUCAGUCGCAAGCUCUCUCAGGCCACCCACAGAGGGGUCGGCAGGCAUCGCUCACCCUGAGAAGAAGCAGACUUCAGGCUUUUUCCUUCAUAUGUCAGGAGAACCAGACCACCACGGUCCUUUCUCCACUACACUUGAGGCAGGGCAAGACUCUGACUCUGACAUCGCAGACCUUGAAGAAGACGAUGAGGAGGAUGAUCAGAUGGAGUUGUCUCGAGAGCUGGUGAGGAGAGGAAAGGGGAGAUACUUAGAGGAGGGAGAGCUGUGUGAAUUUGGUGAGGGUGAGUCAGCUAAACUGAGGGAAGACUUAAGGGAUAGUGAGCGGGACGAUAAGGAAGGCGGCAGCGGACGCUCGAGCCCUUGCCUCAGCACCAUAUCUUGGGCGAGCAGCUGCAGCGCUUCGGGAAGCACUAGUGUCAAAAUGACCAGCUUUGCAGAGAGAAAGCUCCUUAAACUUGGCCUCCGGGAGGGAUUUUCAAGUACGAGCAGCUCUCAGAAGACCACGCCAGAUGGCUCUGAGGUGGCUCCAUGCCCACCUUGGCAGCUGAGGAGUGACUCCACCUCUGGCUGGCUAGGGAAGGAGCCCAGUUCUGUACUGGGGAAGAGUAUCGUGGUGAGUCCCUCGGUAGUGCCUGCAGAGCUGCUGCAACUUCACAUGCAGCUUGAAGAGCAAAGACGAGCUAUUGAGUAUCAGAAGAAGAAGAUGGAGACCUUGUCAGCACGGCAGCGACUAAAGCUAGGCAAAGCUGCAUUUUUGAACAUCGUGAAGAAGGGCGGAGGACGGUGUGACACGCUUCCACUGCCCCUGAAGUACCCCCAGGAGUCCUCAGACCCAGCAGACAGGAGUAAAGUGAAGAGCCAGUCAUGCAAGGAUGACUCCUGUCUUGAUGCUCUGAAGGUGCAAGCAAGUCAAACAGAGGGAGGACAAAUGAGCAGGAACAAGUUAAACUCCUUGUCCCAGGAUAACGGUGCCGAGCCGGACUUGAACGAGUGUUCCCACUCCAUAGAUCUACUCAACGACGCUAUUAGUUCCAUUCAGCAGCAGAUGAUGCAGCUUUCUUUACAGCAAGACCUGCUGAUGAAGAGCGUGGUCUCACCUUCAGAACGGGUCGAAUCGAGCCCGAGCACAACCCCAAACACAACCCCAAACACCACCCCAAACACAACCCCAAACACAAUCCCAAACACAACCCCAAACACAACCCCAAACACAAUCCCAAACACAAUCCCAAACACAACCCCAAACGCUGCAACAGAAUCCUCUACCUCAGACUCCAGAUCAUUUGCAGUUCACUUCGUAGACAUUGGCGGCAGCAACACCGCCCCCACUCGCCGUCCUCCCAAGCUCAGCUCCAGCCAACGCAGCAAAACCUCAGAGCGAAAACAGAGUAAAGAGAACAGCAAGACGGCUUCUGUCAAGUCUCAGUCCCUGGAGUGCAGGAAAAAUUCUGAUGGAUCGCAGGACAGGAGUACUGUGGAGAGCUCCAGGCCAGACAGAAGCAUUCAGAGAAACGCCACCUUCAGAGUCCGCAGUGACCCCGAGCAACACAGCGAUGAAGAGGGAAGUGCGUGCUUUGUGGACAUCACAUCUCCCUCACAGGCUGCAGAACAAGAGGGGAACAAAGCUGCUGACUCUGGAAAAGAGGCUGCAGGUGGAGAGGAAAGUGCCAGGGUCAAGGGUCAACUGAUUGAGGUGGACCUAUCAGACCUUAAAGGUCCACAGGAGGACGGUGGCGCCGAUGUUACAGAGGAGGGCGAGCAGAAGAAUGUGCUAGGUUUCUUCUUUAAGGAUGAUGAGAAAGCAGAGGAUGAAAUGGCAAAACGUCGUGCCGCCUUCCUCCUCAAACAGCAACGUAAAGCUCAAGAGGCGAGACUACGCAAACAGCAGCAAGAAGUGGAGAGCGAGCUCAAACGUGAUGAGACCAGGCGCAAGGCAGAGGAGGACCGCAUUCGCAAGGAGGAGGAGAAGGCGAGACGAGAGCUCAUUAAGCAGGAGUACCUGCGGAGGAAGCAGCAGGCGUUGAUGGAAGAGCAAGGUCUGGUCAAGCCUCGCCCACGCACUAAAUCCCGCAGGAGCAGGCCGAAAUCGCUGCACCGUGACGAGUCCAACAGCUUCUCCAAAGGAUCCACCACACGUAAUUCUCUGAAGAGGUCCAUGUUGAUCAAAGCCCAGGGCUCAGCAGCAGGCUGCGGGGGAGCUGAUCUGAGCUGCAGUCAUCGAGGAUCGACGCUCUCUUUGGCGACUGAGGCAGACAGCGUCAUCUCUGGAGGGGCAGAGUCCCAGAGGGCUGGAUCUGUGUGCUCUAUGGAGUCGUUCCCCAUGCUGAGCAGGACGUCCAGCAGGAACAUGGAGAGGGACUGGGAGAACGGCUCCAUAGCCUCUUCCAUCACUUCAACAGAGUACAAUGGUCCUAAACUCUUCAAGGAGCCGAGCUCCAAGUCCAACAAGCCAAUCAUCAUCAACGCCAUCGCUCACUGCUGUCUGGCUGGAAAAGUUAAUGAGACCCAGAAGAACGUGAUUCUGGAGGAGCUGGAAAAGUGCGAGUCCAAUCACCUGAUCAUCCUCUUCCGCGACGGCGGGUGCCAGUUCCGCGCCGUUUACUCGUACUCUCCGGACACCGAGGAGAUCGUCAAAUUCACAGGCACGGGACCGCGCUUCAUCAGCCGGAAGAUGAUCGACAAGCUCUACAAAUACAACUCAGACCGCAAGCAGUUCACCGUCAUCCCUGCCAAGUCGGUGUCGGUCAGCGUUGAUGCACUGACCAUCCACAAUCACCUCUGGCAGGUCAAGAGACCGGGGAGUGCACGGAGGAAGUGAGAACGAUGACACUCAUUAUACUUUCUGUUCUAUUUUGUACUGUUGGGCAGGACCCAAUAAUCUCUGAGAUGAUGGUAUCAUGAGAUGAUUCGACAGCGGGGUUAGACGUCAGUCUGUGGCAGAAUAUCAAACACCUGCCGACUGAAUGUUUCUUUUUGUCUUGUUAGCUUUUUAUUCUGCAUGUAACACUUGUAAUUUGUGGGUACGUCCUACAUUAAUUAGGCACUACUGAUUAUGGAUUCCGAUGUAGCAGUGAAGAGGAGAGUCAAACACCACCGAAUCUACUUACAAGUGUAACUACAAGCAGGAAGUGGUGGACAUUGACUUGAUCAUGCUAUUUCAGCUUGGCAAAAAAAAUACCCAACUGCUGUGAUUAAUCCAGGCUCCAUGUCCAGAGCCCCAGUUAUUAACCAGGAACUCCUACUGGUCAGUGCUUUUAUGAAGAGGGAGCUUUGAACUUACGUUUUUUUUUAAAAUUGUAAGUAUGGAAUGGAUGUUAGUGAGCGGUAAUGUCCAGUCUCGUUUUCUAUUUAGUGUGUUUGGGGCUGUGUGUGAGUCUUUGUGUUAGGGAAGGAGAGAGCUGAAUGCACUGCUUGUGCAUCCCGCUCUGAAUGUGUUCUCUUUUGAUUAUGCUUUAAAACUGCAACUACGGAACUACAGAGCAAAGCAACAAAACGUUUUUUUUUUUUAGUUUGGGAGCUGCUGUUACAGAAGAGAAAGACUUUCUACAGAAGGGGAAAUUGUACUAGUUUUCCAAACAGGAAGCACUUUUCAGAUUCAGUGCAUUAUACAUUUUCAGUAGUGCAUUAUAUAACUUCACACCUAUAUUCCAGCAUCCGUAUAAGCCACCCGAGAUCCCUAACUGGCUCAUACUGCUGAACCAAAAUGAUCCGAGCUACGCCACUGAGCUGUUUGCUGCUCAUUAAGCUCUCACUGGAUCCUGGUGAGAUGUGUGAUUUUAAUGUAGCUUCUGGCGCUCCACACUAGUAGUUUCUCUGUAAUGAUUGACUGUCAGCAGCUGGCGUUAUGUGAGGGGGUGGGGGGGGGAACUGCACAAUACUUGAUAUUUGUUUGCUGCAUUUUGUACAUUUUUGAGUAGUAUUUUUUGUACAUUACGUACAAGUUAUGUUUACUAAAAAAGCAGGCACUAUUUUGAGGUUUAUUC
Molecule: messenger RNA, 6310 nt
Organism: Plectropomus leopardus (leopard coralgrouper)
Lineage: Eukaryota; Metazoa; Chordata; Actinopteri; Perciformes; Serranidae
Gene: camsap1a
Product: calmodulin regulated spectrin-associated protein 1a
Biological process (GO): cytoplasmic microtubule organization; neuron projection development; negative regulation of microtubule depolymerization
Cellular component (GO): microtubule minus-end
Molecular function (GO): microtubule minus-end binding; spectrin binding; calmodulin binding
Source: RefSeq, a predicted model, not a curated record